Phytophthora sojae is the source of this 1116-nucleotide messenger RNA. RefSeq lists its product as hypothetical. The transcript has a single exon. NCBI's taxonomy places the organism in Eukaryota, Oomycota, Peronosporomycetes, Peronosporales, Peronosporaceae. Gene Ontology annotation, cellular component: membrane. Bases 1 to 1116 code for a protein of 371 amino acids. The record is from RefSeq and is a predicted model, not a curated record.
AUGACUACAGCCCUCAUCUCUCCGAGACGCAUUCUCGUCCGCGCGCUCCAGAUCGUGUGCCCGAUCAUCGCGAUGAUCUUCCUGUCGCUCGGAUCGAUCGAGUUCUCGUCGGGCCAACUCAGCAGCGGGUCGGCCAUCUUCUCCAACAUCGCGUGCUACUCGGCUGCGGUGUGCGGCUUCUACUACGUCGUGGCUCUGGGAGUGUUCAAGCUCACGUCGAGCGUGCCCAAGGUGCUGUACCAGCGCCUCGUGGACGCUGUGUUGGCCAUCGCACUGCUGGUCGCGGGUAUCGUGCACUCGACCUCGACGCUCGUCAAGGACUGCUCGUCGUAUAACACCAUGUUCGAGACCUACCACGGCUCCGCGCUGUUCCGCUGUGGUGACAUCACCGUGUCCAUCGUGCUCACGUUCGUCACCUGCGCUUUGUUCCUGGUGACGUUGGUCUGGAGCUUCGCCCGUGACAGCUGCAAGUCGGUCAAGGGCGACAACCCGGAGACGGCUCUGGCCCAAGAGGAGGCGAACGCGGCCAUCAACGGCUACGAAGGAGCAGUGACCCCGGGCAAGAAGGCGCUCGGUGAUGAGGUUUCGGAGCAGGUGGACCUGCAGCACCCGGUGCUCAAGCUCACGCGCCGCUGCGUGCUAUUGCUGCAGUUCGCGUGCUGCUUGGUGGCCUUCAUCCUCUUCGUGGCGAGCUACAAGCCGUACUACUCGGGCCAGUACGUGAGCCCCGCCGCCACGUACGUCAUCCUGAUGAGCUACAGCGGCUGGCUGUACGCCCUGUGGCACACGGUGGCCGUGGAGACGUUGAAGCUGUCUCGCCGUCCGAAGGUGGGCGUCGAGCGUCUGAUGGAUCUGCUGGUGGCAGUUCUGCUGCUCGUGGCUGGGAUCAUCUUUGCGGUCUCGUCACAGGUGACGGACUGCGACGACACGAACGCGAUGCUGGAGACGUACCACCUCGGCACCAAGCUCUACCGAUGCGGCAGCAUGGACGGCGGCUACAUCUUUGCCUUCGUGGCGGUGGCCCUAUAUGUGAUCACGUUCGCUCUGAGCUUCCUGUACCGCUCGGCUCCUAGCAACUCGACGAAUGAGACGACGGAGGUGGAUCAGCAAGUGUAA